UUGGCUAGGUGAAAUUUUGACGCUACCAAAUCAAUGUUUACUUCCCACCUUGGUUUUGUUUUGUCUUGUUCCUUGGCUAGACGACAGCAGCACGACAAAAACAUUUCUGUGGAGUUCUGAUGAUUUAGGAUGCUAUAUUUGUAAAGAUAGGAGUUUUUAUUCGUCUUCUUCAAAUUCAAUUGAUGCAUAAUUAAAAGUAUUCAAUGCCUUAAUGAUUUGUAUUAUUACAUACUUUAACAUUUUCUCUCUCAGUCUAAAGCCAACUAACCACAAAAAUCAUAAACGUUUUUAUUGUUUGAAUGAUUUCGGUUUCUUCCUUUAAUCAAGACCAUAUGAAGGGAAGAAAAUUCAUAGUUAGCCAUUAAUGCAGUGUUUUCCUUGAGAAGACCCUACCCUUUUUUCUUUUUUCUCUCUGAAAUCUUCCUUUAAAGCCACCCUUUUUCUGCACAAUCUUGGAAACACAGCCAAUUAAUCAAUGUGAAUGUUUCUUCUUUCAUUCUUUUAUUUCGUCUGAUAAGGAUGACAAAGAACGCAACUUCACAAGACUUGAACAAAACAACCCACUUGGAUUUCUCCAAGAAAUCCAAGAACUUUUACCCUCUUGAGCCUUUCCUGGGUGUUCUUGGCUUCAUUUUGGUCACUUGCCUCUUCGUUGGGGUCUUCUUUUACUUGGAUUACCGAGCUGUGCUCCACCCUGGCUUCCCUUUGUUUGGACUUAGUGGCACUCUAUCAUCACCAUCAGAAGAUAAACAAGUAAAAGCGGCAAUGGCUAUGGCACCAGCAACAACAAUGAAUGUGAAUGGACGGCUGGGAUUUCUAGAUGAAGGUGGAGAUACAUGUGAUAUAUAUGAUGGGAAAUGGGUUUGGGAUGAUUACCAUCCACUUUAUCAAAGCCAAGAUUGCCCUUUUGUAGAUAGUGGUUUCCGGUGUCUAGAGAAUGGCAGGCCCGAUAGUUACUACACCAAGUGGCGUUGGCAACCUAACGGAUGUGAUUUGCCAAGAUUUAAUGCAACAAUGAUGCUGGAAAAGCUGCGGAACCGGCGCCUUGCAUUUAUUGGUGACUCCAUUGGAAGGAACCAAUGGGAAUCUAUGCUCUGCAUGCUUGCUACUGCUAUUCCCAACAAGGAUUCAAUUUAUGAGGUGAAUGGGAACCCAAUUACCAAGCACAAAGGGUUCUUGGUUUUCAGGUUUGCAGAUUAUAACUGCACAGUUGAAUACUACAGAUCUCCAUAUCUAAUGGUGCAGGGAAGUCCUCCAAAGGGAUCUCCAAAAGGUGUUCGUAUGACUGUAAGAGUGGAUCAUGUGACCUGGAGUCAUCUGAUGUGGAAAGAUGCAGAUGUGCUAUUUUUUAACAGUGGCCAUUGGUGGACUGAAGAGAAGACAAUAAAAAUUGGUUGUUUUUUCCAAGAAGGAACAGAGGUGAAGAUGGGAAUGGACCUUAGAACUGCAUACCAAAAAUCCAUUGAAACACUAGUUGAUUUUAUUACCAGCCAAGUAGAUACAAACAAGACACAAGUUGUUUUUCGCACCAAUGCUCCUGUACAUUUCAGAGGCGGUACCUGGAAAACUGGAGGACACUGUAAUCAAUUAAAGCUACCUGAUUUUGGUCCAUUGCCUAAUAAUACGGAAAAGCUUGUUGAUAUAAUCUCUGGUGUAUUAUCAAAACACCCACAAGGAUUCCAAGUGAUAGAGAUGAUGAAUGCGACUCCCAUGACAUAUCUAAGACAAGAUGGACAUACAUCUUUGUAUCAUUUUGGCCCAGAAAAAGGGCCGGCUCCUUUCAACCGUCAAGAUUGUAGCCAUUGGUGUUUGCCUGGUGUGCCUGAUUCAUGGAAUGAGCUUCUGUAUGCUCUUUUUCUUCAGUGGGAAUCCUUGCGUUCACCUAGUUCAACACAAAAUUCUCAAGCUCCAUUGUGAUGGUAUAUAAAGUUUCCAUAUUUAUUGCCUAUUGGCAACAAAAGUUUAAUGUAUAGGAAAAAGGUUUUGUAUUCGUGACAAAUGUGGAGUUGACACUAGAAAAUCUUGUUCUCUUGAUCAAUGAAAUUAUAGCAAAUUCUUUACCCCACCAGCACUCUUGGUUUUGUCCAUGUUUAGAAUGAACUAAUGGUCGAUUUUAAUAAUCGGAAAAAUUUUGCAUUAAUCAAAGGUUAAUAAUUUUAAAAUGAGAAAUCUCAAUCUUUGGAAACAAAAUCUAAAGGGGUUUAGGAUUGGGAAAGAAAUUGUCAACAGCCUAAACAGAUAUAUGAAAGGAAUGUUCAUAAAGGGGUCUUGCGUUAUUAAGUAAUAGAUUUUUUUUAUAAAGAAAAAAAAAUCACCGCACUGGUAAUUAACUAGUGCAUUGAAUCAAGGCCUCUACAUCUUUCUCCUAGAUUUUUCUUUCCUCGAUAAAUCGCAAGUAUAACUUGAAAUUCUCCUGCCCUUGAAUGCCAUAGCACUAUUAUGUCGGGGGACUUCACCUUUUUCCCACGUUUUCUAGCCACGACCGCACCACUGACAGCAAGAGGUCCAAACAUUGCCGCAUUUACAAUCCUGAAAUAGGCUGCUGUAAGUUGUUGGGCUAAAAGCUUCCAAUCCAAUUACAUCAGCGGAAGCGAAAUCAAAUAAU
Messenger RNA from Durio zibethinus, 2605 nucleotides. RefSeq names its product protein trichome birefringence-like 11. The record is from RefSeq and is a predicted model, not a curated record. Gene Ontology annotation, cellular component: Golgi apparatus. NCBI's taxonomy places the organism in Eukaryota, Viridiplantae, Streptophyta, Magnoliopsida, Malvales, Malvaceae. Gene Ontology annotation, molecular function: O-acetyltransferase activity.